Messenger RNA from Schistocerca nitens (vagrant locust), 2306 nucleotides. RefSeq names its product protein jim lovell-like. The transcript has 11 exons. Gene Ontology annotation, molecular function: DNA binding; protein binding. NCBI's taxonomy places the organism in Eukaryota, Metazoa, Arthropoda, Insecta, Orthoptera, Acrididae. The coding region runs from base 285 to 2192 and encodes 635 amino acids. Gene Ontology annotation, cellular component: nucleus. The record is from RefSeq and is a predicted model, not a curated record. Gene Ontology annotation, biological process: regulation of transcription by RNA polymerase II.
AAGGGUGGUUCCGUAAUGAAAAGGAUUAGAACAUAGCCAUCACCGGUCACCACACCACUAACUCUGUAACCAGGCUGAGGACAGUGACAACAACCGGCAGGCUUCGAAUUCGAGACUCCUGCGUAGAUCGUCGAUUCCGUCACAUCGGCAGGCUGCAACGGGAGGCCGAUCCUUCGCCUGGAGGUCUCCGGAUGGCGCCGCUGCCGCUGCUGCCGCCGUCGCUGUGAGAUCGCCUGCGCACGUCAACGAAUGCGUGAGAGAGGUGUCCUAUAAUUAAAUCUGCCAUGGCAUCUCCACACUACAGUUUGAGAUGGAAUAACCAUCAGAACCACAUCCUCAACGCAUUUGACACACUGCUGCAAAAUGAAACACUUGUGGAUGUCACCCUCGUGUGUGAAGAGACAAGUGUUCGAGCACAUAAAGUUGUUCUGUCGGCUUGUAGUCCCUACUUCCAAAGGAUAUUCUCAGAGAAUCCUUGUAAGCAUCCUGUCAUUGUGUUGAAGGACUUGCGGGGAUGGGAAGUCCAAGCAAUUGUAGACUUCAUGUAUAAGGGUGAAAUAAGUGUCAUCCAAGAACAAUUAACAUCGCUUAUAAAAGCUGCUGAGUCAUUGCAGGUGCGUGGUCUGGCUCACACAGAGCAUGCUGUUUCGGAAAAGGAUCAGCCACAUACGUCACCACCACCACCACCUCCACCACCUCCAUCGGCUACACUUACUCCACUGGAGAAGCUGGGACUAUUUGCGUCAGCACCACCACGUAAUUUCUCAAGUUCCACAGGUCAUUCAACAGAGAAAGACUCAUUUUCUCUGUCACCUGGACUGCAGGGUCCACCUCAGCACUUUGAGUCACCACUGAAACUCCCUCAGUUAUCUCACAUGCCACAUAUAUCAUUUACUGAAAAUCCACCUUCACCUCAGCCAAGAAGGAAACAGGCUCGGCCUCGAAGACGAUCUGGAGACUUUGGUGCUCAAGAUUUGACUAAAGGUACAACAGCAUCACCACCAUUAGAAACUGCAGAGAAUUUGUCAAUGAAAAAACCUGUGAACCACAUGCUUAGUAACAAUGUUAGUGCAUCGGCUCUUCCAGUCCAACAUGGUGCAUCUAUUCCCUCACCGCAUCAAGUGCAUCCACCUCCUCUCAAACUGGAAAGUGAGGAGACUCAAAACCUUGAAUGCAGCCGUUUAGAGAUACACACUCCGGAGAGAGAUCGUGAAAGAGAGAGAGAAAGAGACAGGGAAAGGGAUAGACUUGACUUCUGUAACAGCACUGAAUCUGUCAAUCUUCCACCACCACCACCACCGCCAGAUGCAUCACUAGAUAAUUCUAGUUUCCCACCACUCUCAUCUGUUUCUGCACUGUCUUUAACUCCACCACACAUGUUUUCUCUUGAUUCUCAACUUGGUUUCUUUCCUGGGAUUGAAAGUUGCCGGACACCUCUGUUGAAUGAUAUUCCAGAACAGAGGACGGAAAACCACCAUAUAAUGGGCAAAAGGAAGAUGGGCCGACCAAAAGGGCAGCACAGUGCUCCUAGAGGUGGACCACCACGCUCUUGGACGAAUGCUGAAUUAACUGAAGCACUGCAACAUGUAUGGAACAAGAAAAUGACAACAUCUCAAGCUUCCAGAAUUUUUGGAAUUCCUUAUAACAGUUUGCUGAUGUAUGUUCGUGGAAAAUAUGGAAAAUCGUUGAAACUGGAACAACUCAAGAAAGAUUGCCUUGGUGGGCCAACUGGUCCCUUGGAACUCUUAGGACUUGGACCUAUGGGACCAAGCCAUGGAAACAACAACAACAAUAAUAAUAACAACAAUAAUGCUUCUGGUAAGUCCAACAACCCAGAAGACAUGUUGGGACCUCCAGUCUCAGAGCAUGACUUGGUUUCAAUAGGACCAAGUUUUAACCCAUACACAGCUGCAAAUUUCUACCCUGAUUUUGCAGCAUCAUUUCCUGUACCUGUCAGCAUGAUACAUCUCCUCCCUCAGUCAGAAAAGAACCGCGAAUUGUUUGGCCCAUCAAUGCCCCUUCCCUUGGACAUCACAGCUGCAAAUAGGGAGGAUGACUGCAAAAGUGGUAGUGGACGCAAAUCAAGGGAGAACAAUAAUAGUAACGUUGAUGAAGAACAUGAAGUGAUGCAACAACCACCACCGCCAAGAGAGGACACUGCACAACUUGUGGAACAGAAUGGUCAAAACUAAGAAUCUUAGGUAGUGACUGAGUGCUCCCAUGACCAUUUUACUGUUUUUCGUAGGGCAGUCAUUUCAAGAUAUGUUUCCUGGAUGCGAAACUGAGACCAUCACAUUUUUGUACAG